Phycomyces blakesleeanus NRRL 1555(-) is the source of this 708-nucleotide messenger RNA. RefSeq lists its product as hypothetical. NCBI's taxonomy places the organism in Eukaryota, Fungi, Mucoromycota, Mucoromycetes, Mucorales, Phycomycetaceae. The coding region runs from base 14 to 520 and encodes 168 amino acids. Gene Ontology annotation, molecular function: RNA binding. The record is from RefSeq and is a predicted model, not a curated record. The transcript is spliced from 2 exons.
CUCUAUUUUUCAUAUGUCUGUCAAACUUUUCGUCGGUGGUCUCGCUUGGGCCACAACUGAUGACAGCCUCUACUCUGCCUUCUCUGUCUACGGUAACGUUGAGACUGCAGUCGUCAUCAAGGACCGUGAAACUGGUCGUUCCCGUGGCUUUGGCUUUGUUACCUUCAGUGAUAACGGUGAGGCUCAGGCAGCAGUUGAUGCUCUGAACGAGCAGGAUCUCGACGGUCGCAGGAUCAAGGUCGACCGUGCUGCCGAGCGUGGUGACCGUACUGAGCGUCCCGACCGUGGUGACCGUGGUGACCGUAGUGACCGCACUCACUCCACACCCUACCAAAGCAGAUACCGUGGUGGUAAUGGUGGUUCUAUGCGCGAGGGUGGUAACCAGUCUUACGGUGGUGAGAGUGGUGGUUCCUACCAGAGACAGGGUAACAGCUACCAGAGCGGUGGAGGUGGAGGCUACGGUGGUGGAAACGGCUACAGCAACAGCAACAACGAAUACUCCCAGCAGGGUGGCUAUUAAAAAAAAACUCAUCUCCUCAACUUCCCCGAACAUCUUUUAGCAUUGUCCCCCCACAACCUUAUGUUCCCUCUCCAUUUCGCUUUCUCUUUUUUUCCUUUUUGUAAUAUUGCUCCAUUAAAAAGGUUUUCAUGGUUAUUCGAAACAAACAAAUAAAAAUUGCUCCACAACAUAUUUUUACACAUCUAUUU